CGUUACGGAAAUUGAAUUUGACAUCUAAAGUUAUAAGCAAAACAUUUUUUUCUGAAAUAAAACAACAAAACUGACGUGUACCUACUAUUAUUGAAACUAUUCGAAAAUUCGUCGUUUCGUCACAUUAAUGUAGUUUAAUACUUUAACCACAAUGUCGGAAACCGAGAGGCUUGUGGAUAUUGAAGAACCGCCGAUGGAGACGUCGGAACGUGAACUCUACUUCAAGGCGUUGAGACUAUGGAUACAGCAAGCGCAAAUGUAUCAGAACCUAUCGACAUGUUUCCCUUACUAUAUGAUGACGCUUCAAGGACUGCAGAGCAACACCACGAACGUUCCGCUUCUCAACAACAACUAUCAGUUCCAAGGACAGCCAUUGCCAUUUCAAGUGCCAGGCCCUCCGAGACCGCCGGCAGAGAACCAGGGCCCCGCUGAUCCGCAGGCACCAGCAGAAACAAUUGCAAGAUAUGGAGGUUUUGAAUAUGUGAUACCAUCAUUACAUAAAAGAGUUUUGGCUGAGUUUAUUGAUUUUCUUCUGCUAUUCAUACUGAAGCUGAUUGUAACAUUCAUAGCUGUGGACAUGUUUGAAAUGAUUGACUUGGACAAGUUUGAUUUCUAUAAGUUCAGUGAGAACUAUGAUGACUACAAGUUUGCAUUAGAACUCACAUCAGAAAUAUUUGUACUGGAGAUAAUCUACAGAAUUCUGGUGUGCCUAUUUGAGGCUUUUUGCCUCAGCGGUAGUGUGGGACGCACGGGCGGCGCGACUCCAGGCAAAGCCCUACUCGGCCUCCGUCUAGUCACAGCCACGGCCGUCGUACCAGUGGAAGGCAGACCCAGGGAGACAGUGCUCCUGUACCCCGGCAAACCCUUGAGCUUCCCCCUAGCGUUAGCCCGCUCCUUGAUGAAGAACUUCCUAAUAUCUCUGUUGUUUCCUCUGUGCGUUGUUUUGUUCCUAUUCCGCCAUAAUCGUACGGGCUACGAUUUGUUGUGCGGUGUUAUAGUUGUCGAGGAGAAUAUGUUUCCUCCAAGACGACACGCUCCGUAGAUUUUGAUAUGCAUAUCUUUAAUUUAUUUAUUACAGCCAUACAUGUUUUUUGAGGUACAAUAGUGCAGUAUUAAUGUGGCAUUGGCAUAUUGCUUUCAUAUAUUUGGUAUGGUGAGACUCAAUAUUGUUAAAUAUUGGGUUAAUCAUCUUCUACUUUGUGGAAGUUUAUAAUGGAUUAUAAAUUAUUUUUUGUUUUCAUUUUGUAUGGCACUUUGUUUUUUACGCCAGAAUUUGUCCAGUGAAGUAAUUACUAAAGGCAUCGAUCUUCUAUUAAGAAGUGAAUACACAAUCAGCUACCAAAAAACCAAACACAACUUCUUGGCACUCAAUUCAAGUAGUCGCAAAUUCAACCAAAUUCAACCUCAAACUCAAUCUUUAAGGUUGAAUUUGCUCUGAAUUUGGGAUCUUAUUGAAUAUUGGACUAUAUUUAUAGGCCUUUAGGUAUAAUUUUCUUUGCCAAUAAUUCUAAAACUGUCAAAGCAUAAUUGGCCACUUUUUAAGUGAAAUUUUCUACAUGAUUGUGCGUCCUUUUAUUAUAAGACGUCAAUGACUAAAGGCCAUGCUUAUUUCUGCCGCUUACCAACAUUUCUGUGUUCUGGUUUGUUGCUGGUGUAUUGACAACCCUGAUGUUGAUUGGUACAAAAAAUGCUUUCUUGGCGAUUUUUCAACAUUUUCCGUGAUAGAGCCGUAAUAGUCCAGUGGAUAUGACCUUAGCCUUUGAUUCAGAGGUGAUAGUUAGGUACUGGACAUGAUUGAGUAUCGGGUUGUGAUUCAAUAUGACACUCAUCAUGCUAAAGUUUUGAAACUGAUAUGCUUUUAAAUGAAAAUUAAGUUCACUGAAAACUUGAAUAACAACCAUUUGGCUUGAUUAACUCAAAUUAAUUCUUGCAGCUGGGAAUUGCAACUAUGUUGCUGCUUUAAACAUUUCGUGCGUGUAUAGGAUUGGAAUCAAAUGUGUACCACCUGUUGUAUGCUAGUUUAUUUGCUUACACUGUUAUCGACGACAAUAUUUUGUAGUAGUAUUUUGUGUCAAGAGUUAAGAAAAUGAAAGCCAUUAAAGGCGCAGCGCAGCUGACUAGAAAACAGUUAAAGAGCUAAAACUGUACUUUCCAAAUUCUCUUAACUGUGCCGGCAACUUGUUUGUGUCAAAAAAAGGCAUUUAUGGCUGAACUUGAAUGGCGGUCUUAUUGUCAUUUGUGUAAGGCGCUGUCAAUUUUAGUUCAGAUUUUAGUCACGGGACUUCUGUCAUGAAAAGGACUAUAAUUUAUAGUCCCGCAAAAUGGCAACUGACUGCGACGUUAGUUCCAGUUUUGGGCACCGGUUCUGAAAAGUUUGUGGCGUUUUCAGUGGUCUGCAACGAUAAACCAACGCUAUAAACUAAUGCUAUAAAUGUACUGUAAAAUAGGCUAGUUGACAUUUUUUUUAAAAGGGUCUUAAAUUGUUUAUUAUCAUUCUACUAGAUUGAAAAAAAUUAUCAUAUUUUUAGCGUCAUGAAUACAGGAAAAUUUUAAUUUUAAAAUAUUUUUUUGACAAUGCGAACCAAAAUGCUAUUAGCCAUGAUGGUCUAUAAUAUGUUAUCUGUUUCAUGACGUCACGUGUACACUAACCCAUAACCAAACGUUUAUUCCUUUAAUGACGUUAAGUAACAUCGUGACGUCACAAAAUGGACGACAGCGUUUUUAAAGUUUGGAAUAAUUAUAAAAUACAUAAUUUUUACUAUACGAAAUUAAUAUUGCAUAAAAUCAAUAUAAUAUGAGUCAACUACCCUAUUGUAAUACCAUUUGUGUAUUAUAUUAGAUGGUGGUAUUAAUAAAUGGAAAUUUAUGAAGCAAAUUCUUGCAAUAAUAUGAGCUGGUUACACCAGCUUCUGUCAAGUGUCUGAUAGCCUAAUCACAAGUUAUGUCCUUGUCAGUCGACAUAAAGUAAAAAGUGACCAAACUUACAGUUAGACUAUCCAACACAAAAUAUGGUGAACCCAGCCCUUAAUGUGUAAAAACAUUCUAAUUUGUGCAAUUGUGCGGCCACAGUAGCUAACAUUAUAUAACCAAAGAUUUUGAUUCAUCAUUGAUUUCACAAUGUUUAUUCAAAAUUAAAAUAAUAUUAGUACUAAGUAUUUAGAUGUAAAAGGCCAUUUACAUAGGCCUAUUAAAAAACAUUGGCUUUGUGUGUAAUAGGUAUCUUACAUUCUUACCUAUUAAAAUAUACAUGUACAAAUUUAAAAAAAAUAGGAUAAGAUUAAAAAACUUCCUUACAAUCAUUAGAAUAAAUUAUACCCUAAUAAGAAUUAUAUGCCUACAAUAAAAAAAAUGAAAUAAGUGCAAAAAAAAAAUCUUGUACAAACUUACUUUCUAAAAAUUUGUAUUGUUUUUUUCAUGUUUUAUUUUUAUCUGUAUUAAAAACAAGGUUGAAAUGUGACUGAUAAGAAAACCUAUAUGUUAUGAAAAUGUAUAAAACAAACUAUUCUGGUUAACUGUACCUACCUGUUAACUAGGUUAUAUUUAAUUACUGAAUGGUUACAUGUUUUUGUGAUAACUUUCAAAAUAUGAUUUUGUACAGUUACCUAUAUUAUUUUAAUAAAGUUUUAAACAUCA
Bicyclus anynana (squinting bush brown) is the source of this 3633-nucleotide messenger RNA. RefSeq names its product protein FAM8A1. Lineage: Eukaryota; Metazoa; Arthropoda; Insecta; Lepidoptera; Nymphalidae. The transcript is spliced from 4 exons. The record is from RefSeq and is a predicted model, not a curated record. The coding region runs from base 152 to 1042 and encodes 296 amino acids.